Messenger RNA from Odobenus rosmarus divergens (Pacific walrus), 869 nucleotides. RefSeq names its product E3 ubiquitin-protein ligase NEURL3-like (gene NEURL3). The coding region runs from base 66 to 869 and encodes 267 amino acids. The record is from RefSeq and is a predicted model, not a curated record. The transcript is spliced from 4 exons. Lineage: Eukaryota; Metazoa; Chordata; Mammalia; Carnivora; Odobenidae.
UCCACGGGCCUUCUCCAGACAAUUCCUUCCAGACCCAGGGACCCGUGCCCGAGGACCACAGGCUGAUGGGGGCCCAGCUCUGCUCCCAGGCUGACGCCAAGGCGCCGCGAGAGACACUCCGCUUCCACGCUGAGGCCAAGGGCGCGCAGGUGCGUCUGGACGCCCAGCAGUGCACUGCACACAGGCGCGCCACGUUCCACGACGGCAUCGUGUUCAGCCAGCGGCCGGUGGCGCCGGGCGAGCGGGUGGCGCUGCGCGUGCUGUGGCACGAGAGCGGCUGGUGCGGCGGGCUCCGCGUGGGCUUCACGCGCCUGGACCCCGCGCGGCUGUCAGCGCCCAGCCUGCCGCCCUUCGUGUGCCCAGACCUGGAGCAGCAGAGCCCGACGUGGGCGGCCGUGCUGCCCGAGGAGGGCGCGCUGCCCGGGGACGUGGUCCGCUUCUGGGUGAACCGCGGCGGCCGGCUCUACGCCAGGGUCAACGCGGGCCCCCGGCUCCUGCUGCGCAAGGGCGUGCUCCUGGGCGCCCCCCUCUGGGCCGUGAUGGACUUGUACGGGACCACCAAGGCCAUCGAGCUGCUGGAUCCCACGGCCAGCAUCUUCCCCUCAACCAUGCCAUGGGCCUUCAGUGAUGUGACUCUGCAGACUGAAGCUGCAACAGGAGAGGAGUGUGCCAUCUGUUUCCACCGUGCUGCCAACACCUGCCUUGUCCCCUGCGGCCACACACACUUCUGCAGCUACUGCGCCAGGCGGGUCUUCAGGGACUUGGCCAAGUGUCCUGUAUGUCGCUGUAAGAUUGAGGCUGUGACCCCCGCAUGGGGCCCCCCUACUCUGAGGACUGGAGAGGGCCUCCGGGUGCGGGUGGCAGACUGA